AUGCACCCCACUGGCCCCUGCUUCUGGGCAUCUUUCCUCCUCUGCCUGGGAAGUACUCUUAGGGAGUGCCAGGGUUUCUCUGCACUCCCUCCACUGCCAGCAGGCCACCUUCCCCAUGUUGAACAGUAUGAAGUGGUGCAGCCUCUCCAGUUACCCAUCCCAGGGGCUCUGAAUGAACUCUCUCCAAGCCCGACUUUGUAUCCUGAGACCAUCCGCUACCUCCUAGGCAUGAGAGGGAACAAUUUCACCCUCCACCUCCGCAGAAAUAGGCACCUGGUUGGAUCAGACUAUACGGAAACCUACACCUCGGCCAACGGCACAGAAGUGACGGAGAAGCCACAGGGAGGGCGGCACUGCUUCUAUCAGGGCCACGUGGAGGGUCACCAGAAUUCUGUUGCCAGCAUCAGCACCUGUCGAGGGAUCCAGGGCUUUUUCAAGACUGGCUCCACCAUCUAUCUGAUUGAGCCCCUGGACCAGAAGAAACAUCAGGGGAAACACGCCGUCUACAGGGAACAAGAUCUCAAGGAGAACCACAGGACUUGCGGCGUGGCCAAGGUUAGUCUUAAGGGAGAACUGGAGACAAUGAUGGCUGCAGUCUCAAUGCCCCACAACUGGAUCCCCGGAUCCAUCCCAAAGGAAACCCGCUAUGUGGAGCUCUUUGUGGUGGUGGACCACACAGAGUACAAGAAAUAUAAAAGCCUCAAGAAGAUGCGGCAUCGGGUGAAGGAGAUUGUCAAUCACGUGGAUAGGCUUUAUCAGGAGAUCAAUUUCCGAGUGGUUCUAACUGGUCUGGAAAUAUGGGACAAAGAGAACAAGGCAGCUGUGGACUCUAAUGUGGAGUCCACCCUCUCUAGCUUCCUUCAGUGGCGAGGCAGUCACCUCAUCACCAAGAAGCAGCAUGACAACGCCCAGCUGAUCACAGGGGUCAGUUUUGAGGGAACUGUUGUGGGGUUAGCCCGAUUGGCCUCCAUGUGUACAGAAGGUUCAGGGGGCGUGAACCAUGACCACAGCAAGAACCCGUUAGGAGUGGCGACCACUCUGGCUCAUGAGAUGGGCCACAACCUGGGCAUGGACCACGAUGAGAACAUCAUGGGCUGCCAGUGUGAGAAGAACAAGAGGCAUGGCGGCUGCAUCAUGACCUCCACGUCUGGUGAGGUCCUCCCCAAGAAGUUCAGCAGCUGCAGCAAGUACAACCUGCAGAAGUUUCUCGGGGGCAACAUCUUCUCCUCGAGCUGCCUGAACAACUUCCCGGUCCUGGAGAAGCUGGAGGGGAAGCCUGUGUGUGGGAACAAGUUUUUGGAACGAGGGGAGGAGUGUGAUUGUGGCCUCCCAGGGGAGUGUUUGAACCAGUGCUGUAACCCCAAGAACUGCCGGCUGGCGGCGGGGGCCGAGUGCACCGAGGGGGAGUGCUGCCAGGCAUGCCAAGUGAUGCCACCUGGGGAAAUCUGCCGGGAGGCCCAGAACGCCUGUGACCUGGCCGAAUAUUGUGAUGGCAAGCAGCCCAAGUGUCCAGAGAAUGUGUACAAAGAGAAUGGCACCCCAUGCUGGAGGGGCUACUGUUAUAACGGGACCUGCCCCACUUACAAACAACAGUGCCAGGCACUCUGGGGCCUGAGGGCAGACGUGUCCAUGGAUAAAUGCUUCCUGCUCAGCCUGCCCAAAGGAUGCACCGAAGCCUUCUAUCCCUCCCACCAAGGCCUUGACAAGUGCGGUUUCCUGCACUGCUCCCGGCCCAGCCCCAUGAGAUCUACCCGACACCUGUGCAGCUUCUUCCUGGAGGAUGAAAGGUGUGACCUGGCCAUCACCAAGAAUGAGAGCCGUGAUCCUUUCGUGAUGGUGGCUCCGGGCACCAAGUGUGGCAAGAAGAAAGUGUGCCAGGAGAGGAGUUGUCAGAACCUCAGCAUCUAUGGAGCUAAGAACUGCUCCAAGAAGUGUCACGACCGAGGGGUGUGCAACCACAAGCGGGAGUGCCACUGCGACCCAGGCUGGGCUCCACCCGACUGCCAAAGGAAGCUCUCACAACUCCGAGACGAACUGCUGAACAGGAGUGUCUUGGUGGGGGUGCUGGUGGCCUUAACCCUGAUGGCCGUGCUUGCUGUCCUGGUUUUUGUCCUCUACAAGUGGAAAUUGGGAAAGAAGGGAGGGACCAUGGAGGCCCCUCCCAACUACAGUUACAACAGGGAAACUACCAGACUCCAGCAGAACAGCACAGCAUCCCUCCUUCUUGCCUUCCACGUGUGUGCUCUUGCUUCCGUGACACCCCGUGCCUGUAAGGCACUGCCCAUCUCCACUACGGAAGGCCCUUCCUUUGAGCUCCAGCUCAGGGCAUACAGUAGGCGCCUAAUAAAGGCUCUGGAGAGAGUAUCACCGGCCACGGCCGGACCCGAAGGGUCCUUGUCCACCCUCCGCGAGCCUCCCCGCGCGCCGUGGUUCCCCUGGCCGGGGCUGCCGCGGCCCCCAGCCGUUACCUGUCACAAGCCGUCCAGUCCCGGGCCGGGCGCCGGACCGAGCGAGCCCCGCCCCCGGCCGCCUUUGCUGCCGCCGCUCGCGUCACGUCCUAUGCGUCACUUCCGGACCAGCCCCCAGGCUGUCCUCAAGUACCCUCCGCCGUGGAGCCGCACGCGCUGCGCAUGCGCCAAGAGUCCAUCGGCUCCCGGGCUUCCUGAGUACGAAGCCACGCUAGCCCGGCGGGCCCCUCCCCUUGACUGCCUGGCCACGCCCCUUCUGGCCCCGUCCCUCCCGUCAGCGCUUUAA
Dromiciops gliroides (monito del monte) is the source of this 2754-nucleotide messenger RNA. RefSeq names its product disintegrin and metalloproteinase domain-containing protein 8-like. The transcript is spliced from 5 exons. Gene Ontology annotation, biological process: proteolysis; inflammatory response; positive regulation of membrane protein ectodomain proteolysis. The coding region runs from base 1 to 2754 and encodes 917 amino acids. The record is from RefSeq and is a predicted model, not a curated record. Gene Ontology annotation, molecular function: cell adhesion molecule binding; metalloendopeptidase activity. NCBI's taxonomy places the organism in Eukaryota, Metazoa, Chordata, Mammalia, Microbiotheria, Microbiotheriidae.